AAAAAUACGAGGAUAGAGACAGGAGUGGGAUUUAUAACAUACAGAGCACCAAUAUAUCUCUUCUCGUUUCCAAGUCAUCACAAGCUACACAACAACCCCAUUGGAUUAAUCCACUGUUAAUUUGAUCGCAUCAAAGUGUUAUCAGACAAACGGUUAGGGUGAGAUGGAUCCGAUUCCAACAUGGGUGCGGACACUUUGGAACACGUGGGAUCUUCGAGUACUGGUUCUCCUUAGUUUUACCCUACAAAUAAUUCUUUCCCUAUUCGGCAGCCGAAGAAAAUAUAUAUCCUCGAUGUGGAUUAGUGUGCUUGUUUGGUCAGCCUAUUUAAUGGCAGACUGGGCAGCAACGGUUGCUCUUGGAAAACUCUCGGACGUCCAAGGCGAUCGCGAAAAAAGCAACUUACUAUGGGCCUUAUGGGCACCGCUGCUCUUGUUACACCUUGGUGGGCCUGACACCAUAACUGCUUAUUCGCUGGAAGAUAAUCAGUUGUGGAUGAGGCACCUUUUGGGAUUAGUCGUUCAACUUUUCCUUGCGAUUUACGUCAUUCUGAUGUCGUGGAAAAAUUCAUGGUUCUCGUUCAUGUCGCUUCCGGCGUUAGUAGCGGGAGUUAUCAAGUACUGGGAAAGAACCUCGGUUCUCAAGUGGGUGAGCGACGAUAAAUACUUGAAUAGAAUAUCCGAUUCUAUUAUGAAUAGACCUUGGUUCUCAAGUGAGGGUCAUGACUAUGUGCGGCUUUUACUUCUGGCUCGUGAACAUCUGUGUCAGUUUAUGGGGUGGUAUUUGAAGAAGGGGGGCGGUGUGUACGAAGUGGGGGAUCAUAACAACCCCUGGGAAAUUACAGAGACUAAUAUUAAGUGGGAUGCACUGGAGCUUCAAAUGGGCCUCGUGUAUGAAUUGUUAUAUACAAAGGCCCCCAUAAUCUACAGUAAGAGAGGUUUUAUCAUGCGCUGUGUCAGCUUCGGAUGUACAGUGAGUGUAUUAGUAGGAUUAACCAUUGAGAUUGUACUUUUAAAGACAAGGGAAGAAGACGAAGGGAAUUGGCAUGAGAUUGAUAUUGCCAUUACAGGGGUAUUAAUAGUAGGAGCUGUAGCUUUGGAGAUUUAUGCAGCCGUUGUACUAUUUUCCUCCAAUUGGAUGAUGCUUUGGCUAAUUGAACAGGGUAAAAAGGAAUGGGUGAUAUGGUUAAGCCAAAGAUUUCCGCGGCUUUUCAACAAGCAGAAAAAGUACUGGUCUCAAAUUAUGGGGCAAUUUGAUCUAGUUGGUUAUUUUCUCAAAGUCAGAGAAACUGGUGUUCAAAGUCCAAGUAGAAGCGGAUCAAAAAAAGAAGGAAGAAGGUGUCCAAGUAGAAAAAUAAUCAGAUCGGUGUUGGGGCUUAAUUACGAGGAUAAGUGGAAUAGAUAUCGACACACGACGGCAUGUUCUGUAUAUCCUCUGGUAUACAAAGCAAUUUUAGAGCUUUGUGAUCCUAUUGAUUCAAGAAUAUCAGACAGCCUAAUCGAUGAAUUGGACGAAGUUUGGGAGAUAUUAGAAGACACCACGGAGGAUGCUUUUUCCGAGCGAAUUAAGACCGCACACUUGGCAACAGAAAUAUGCUACUGUUUAGAAAUGGAAUGGGAUGCAGGAGGUGAAGAUGAUCCCUCUGGAUCCGACUCUUCGUCGUGGAAGCAAAACAGGGAAGUGUCCAAAGCUUUAUCAGAUUACAUGAUGUAUCUACUUAUACUACAUCCUUCACUGUUGCCCAAUGUUGUAGCACUUGGAGAUUUGGAAGACGAGCUCUACAAUCCGGGACAUCUUAUAGGGGAUGCAUGUGACGUAAACGCGACUUGCCUUAAUUUGCUGAUGGAUUCUGAAGGAUCUCGGCGGAGUUGGAGUAGGAUUGCCACAUAUUUGAAGGGAAAUGAGAAGACAAAGAGAUGGGAAAUAAUCAAACAAAUGUGGUUGAGGAUGCUAUGCGCUGCAACUCGCUGUGAAAAAGGUUUCGGUCAGAAAAAUAGCCACUUCCAGCAAUUAAGACAGGGAGGCGAGCUUCUCAGUUUAAUUUGGUUCAUUAAUCCCCCAUAUACGAUAACCCUUAGUGACACUACUCAUGUGAGCCAUAUUAGAGAAGGAUUUUUCGUCUAUUGUAAGGAGAAGAAAGGAAAGUUGACCGAGGUAUAA
Messenger RNA from Rhododendron vialii, 2158 nucleotides. RefSeq lists its product as uncharacterized. Lineage: Eukaryota; Viridiplantae; Streptophyta; Magnoliopsida; Ericales; Ericaceae. Bases 164 to 2158 code for a protein of 664 amino acids. The record is from RefSeq and is a predicted model, not a curated record. The transcript has 3 exons.